Molecule: messenger RNA, 1605 nt
Organism: Fulvia fulva
Lineage: Eukaryota; Fungi; Ascomycota; Dothideomycetes; Mycosphaerellales; Mycosphaerellaceae
Exons: 2
Coding region: 1-1605 (534 amino acids)
Biological process (GO): proteolysis
Molecular function (GO): aspartic-type endopeptidase activity
Source: RefSeq, a predicted model, not a curated record
AUGGCGAGCUCGCCUGUCCCGCUGGUCAUCCAGCCGACCUUCAACUGGGCUGGCAACGAUGGGAACUGGUCCACCUUCCAGAUCAAUGUCGGCACUCCUCCACAGAGUUUCGAUGUGUUCCCUUCGGCGACAGGUGGAGAGGCAUGGGUGAUAUCGCCAGACUUUUGCACACGCUUCGCUUUUGAAGGAUGUGCGGCAUCGCGAGGAGUCCAGCUCAUCAACGGGUCACAAUCUGCCGGCUUUCAGUCAAAUGCAUCAGACACCUGGGAUGGCGUGGGAAUUUACGGCCUCACAACAGCGCAAAACCUCUUCGGAGCUGUCAACGGCUCGUAUGGAUUGGACAGUGUUUCCCUAGGCGACAGCACAUCGGACGCACUAUCUGGUCAACUCGUAGCACAAGUCGCGAAUGAAAGUUUCUGGCUGGGCAGUCUUCCGCUGGGUGCCCAGUCAAGUGAGUUCGACGUCGAAAGAGCGAAUGUGCCGAGUUUGUUAUCAUCCUUGAAGACGGCGAAUAGGACUCCGAGCCUGUCGUAUGGUUACAGCGCAGGCGCAUACUAUCAUUCCGCAGCCGGCGGCUUGGUCCUCGGUGGCUACGAUGCGGCGGCGUUUGAGCCCAACAACCUGUCUUUCAGUAUCGAUAUGAAUACGUCCUGGCCUCUCACUGUCAACCUCCGAAGUAUGAUCGCAACGAGAAGCUUGGUGGGCACACAAGCAAUGCCUUUGGGCGACAGCGGGCUGGAGAUGUCUAUUGAUUCAAGCGUCGCCCAGAUGUGGCUACCGGCCACUGUUUGCGAUCAGCUGGCAGACAUCUUUGGGCUAGCGUACGAUGCUGAAACAGGCCUGUAUCUGGUCAACUCGACGAUGCACUCGCAGCUGAUCAACCUGAAUCCUGAGGUGACCUUGACACUCGCAACAACUAGCGGCUCCAGUGAUACUGUCGACAUCGUGCUGCCGUACGCUGCUUUCGACCAGCAGGCUGGGCCUCCGAUUUACUCGAACGAAACGAUGUACUUCCCCAUUCGAAGAGCUGCGGAUGAGUCACAAUUCGUACUGGGGCGAACAGUGCUGCAAGAGGCGUAUUUGAUAGUCGACUGGGAGAGACAGAACUUCACAGUCGCGCAGUCCACGCACCAGAAUGGCGUGUCAAGUGGAAACAUAGUCCCGAUACAGCCGCCGGAGCCAGAGUCAAGUUCGUCCGGUCUCUGGGCCGGAGCAACAGCAGGUAUUGUGGUGGGCGUAGUGGUCGGUCUGGCCGUCGUACUUGCCGGGAUAUGGUUCCUCUGGUGGCGCAAGAGGAGGUCUCAGCGGAAGGUCAAUGAGAUGCCAGUGGUGGAACAUUAUCAGCCAGAGAAAGAUGAUCUAGCCGGAGCCGCGACAUCUGAGCUGCCGUCCGAGGAGCGGAAAGAGAUGCCAGGGGACGAUUCCAGGACAGAAGUUGAUGGCGUUUCAUCGAAUAAAGGCCACCACGAGCUGUUGAGUCCGAUGGACACGCCUCAGCUCAUGUCCAGUCCGGUGUACGAGAUGGAGGGAGACACUGGUAGACAGGAGCUGGAUGGAACGUUAGCAGAUCGGGACAAGGCCAGGCUAUACACGCAUGGCAUGUAG